AUGAGCAGUAGCACGACUUCCUCGGAACGGGCUACGCGUUCUACCUGUUCCCAGGAGCGACUCUACCUCUCGCAGGAAGAAGCGCGUCGCCUCGAAGACCUCGCGGACCAGGUGGUGCUGGACACCAUCGAGUUCUACGACAGGUUCCGGUUCGUCGAGCAGCGCGUGGUGAACCCCGAGGCCUGGAAGAGCGUGGGCCACCGCGACAACCUCGUCGUCUAUCGCGAGCGUUCGGGCCCACGUCCGACAUAUCCGUCCAUCCGGUCGCUGGACGGGAGUCUGCAGCUGGUCCCGUGCAAGGCGGCGCCGUCCGUGAAGAUCGUCGGGAUGCUGCAGGGGACGCUGGACGACGAGAUGUAUGGGUCCUUCGCGGACAGUGACGACUCGGUCAAGAUGCGCUCGACGUUCGUGGGGGACGCUAUGGAGAACUUCCAUCUGUUGGCGACGAUCGCGGAACCCAGUGAGGAGGACCCUUUUCGCUUCUGUGGAGUGGCACGUUGUACAUUGGGGAAGAGCGUCCCACUCGCCAAGACGAGAGAUGGGUUAGUCAUUAUCUCUAUGGGGAUGACAACCACGCAGCAUGGAGAGCGCAUGGGUUACUACGUCAUCCACUCAGUGGAUCUGUCCGAGCCUGCGACCAACCGCCACUACAUCCGAGCGAAAUGCUCGCUCUGCUGGCUCAAGACGGAGCUGCCCAAUGGUAAAGUGGAGCUGUAUAUGAAGGGGUUCGCAGCGCCGAUGGGGAGUAUCCCCGAGUUCGCGGCUUUCCCGGUGCUGGUGAACUGUGUGCUCGGAGUCGGGAUGACUAGCGACGCCGCGUACUCGAAGAAACUGGCCUGGAUGAUCCGAGACGCCAACAAGUCCGCCAGUCGGCACGCCGCUCCGUCACUGGACGAGUGUGUUGGACGGUGUAAGAACGCGUUCGGUGGACCGAAGAACAGCGCGAACUUCAGGCGGUGCAUCGUGUGUCGCAAGGCAGUGUGCAGCACGUGUCAAGUUGUGCGGAAGAUCCCCGUGGACGUUGUGGAUGGUCGCGUUAACGUGAACAAAUGCAGUCUGUGUAUCUUGUGCAUGCACCGAGCGAAGACGUUAAACCCCAUGGCGUUUGCAAGACGCGAUCAGCGCUGGAAGAGGUGGAAGAGUCUGGACGCAGGCAGAAGCUCUAUUACCAGCAGCAGCGAGAGGGAAUACGCACUCACUGCGGCUGCUGAGAGAACGUUCUACGAGACGCGCUAG
Molecule: messenger RNA, 1236 nt
Organism: Phytophthora sojae
Lineage: Eukaryota; Oomycota; Peronosporomycetes; Peronosporales; Peronosporaceae
Exons: 1
Coding region: 1-1236 (411 amino acids)
Source: RefSeq, a predicted model, not a curated record